This is a messenger RNA of Dioscorea cayenensis subsp. rotundata (Guinea yam), 1758 nucleotides long. Its product is annotated as beta-glucosidase 18-like. The transcript is spliced from 12 exons. Gene Ontology annotation, biological process: carbohydrate metabolic process. Lineage: Eukaryota; Viridiplantae; Streptophyta; Magnoliopsida; Dioscoreales; Dioscoreaceae. Gene Ontology annotation, molecular function: beta-glucosidase activity. The record is from RefSeq and is a predicted model, not a curated record. Bases 27 to 1487 code for a protein of 486 amino acids.
UAUUGUUGUUGUGGUGUAACAAGAAGAUGGGAGAGAGAAAGGGGAUCAUGUUGAUAACUCUGUUUCUCAACUUCAUUACUUUCUCUGCUUCCAAGCUUGAUGUUACCCAUUUCCCUCCCUCCUUCCUCUUUGGGACAGCUACCUCAUCUUAUCAGAUUGAAGGUGCAUACUUAGAAGAUAACAAAAGUUUAAGCAAUUGGGAUGUGUUCACUCACUUACAAGGAAAAAUUGAAGAUGGGAGUAAUGGAGAUAUUGCUUGUGACCAUUAUCACAAGUAUGAGGAAGAUAUUGAGAUGAUGCAUUCCCUUGGAGUGAAUGCAUAUAGAUUCUCAAUUUCAUGGUCAAGGGUUCUACCAAGAGGCAGAUUUGGAGGAAUUAAUCCUUUGGGGAUUGAAUUCUAUAAUAAACUCAUUAAUCAACUCUUGGUGAAAGGAAUACAACCAUUUGUGACAUUAAAUCAUUUUGAUGUUCCCAAAGAACUUGAAGAUCAAUAUGGAGCAUGGUUGAAUGCCGAAAUUCAAGAAGAUUUUGGAUAUUUUGCUGAGGUGUGUUUUGAAGCCUUUGGUGAUAGAGUGAAAUAUUGGGUUACUUUGAAUGAACCAAAUGAAGUGGCAAAGAAAGGAUAUGAAACAGGAGAAUACCCUCCUGGCCUUCAUUCUCAACCAUAUGUUGCUGCUCAUAACUUGAUUUUAUCACACGCUACUGCUCUUCACAUUUAUAAAACAAAAUAUCAGGAAAAACAAGGAGGGUCCAUUGGGAUAGUUUUGUCUAUGCUUUGGUAUGAGCCUUUAAAAGAUACUGUUGAAGAUAAUUCAUUAAUUCAGUCAACUUUUGAUUUUGAAAUUGGAUGGUUCCUUGAUCCUUCGAUUUAUGGUGACUAUCCAAAUGAAAUGAAAAAGUAUUUAGGUCCAAAAUUACCAACAUUCUCAACAAAAGAAAAGGAAAAAUUGCAAAAUGGAUUGGAUUUUAUUGGAAUUAACCACUAUGAAAGUCUUUAUGUGGGACGUUGUGGUGUUUCUUAUUGCAAAGUGGCAGAAAGAGAUGGAAUUCCGAUUGGGAAAAAGACACCGAUGCCCGGCUCUUAUGCAGUUCCGGAAGGUAUGGAAAAGAUUGUCACCUAUAUAUCAAAAACAUACAACAAUACACCGAUAUUUAUAACAGAGAAUGGGCUUCCACAAAAGAGUGAUGAUUCUACCUCCAAAGAAGAAUUGCUUGAUGAUACGGAUAGAAUUAAUUAUUUGGAUAGUUACUUAACUUUUCUAGCACGAGCCAUGAGGAAAGGUGCUGAUGUGAGAGGUUAUUUUGUGUGGUCUUUUAUUGACAACUUUGAGUGGACAUAUGGAUACACUCUUAGAUUUGGGCUCUACCAUGUGGACUAUAAAACACAGAAGAGAACUCCAAAAUCAUCUGCCAAAUGGUUCAAGGAUUUCCACAAUGUUCCAAGAUUACAACAAGGAAGAGAAGAUGAGAAAUCAAAAGCCAUUUGAUUUCUUUUUUAAAUAAAUAAAACAGAGGAUUCAAUUCUCUUAUUGGCUUUCUUUCUAUGUUAGAUAGCUUGUUCUUGCUGAAAAUAUAUGGGAAUGAGGCCUGAAAAUAAUAUUUGGUGAUAUUGAACUUCAGGGGAAGAUAGCUGUUAGUCUGAAUCCAAGUAUUAGAUUUUAGAAGUGAAUGACUGUCUUAAAAUUUAUUCUAUACACCUUGUUAAUUGACACCCAUUUUCUUAUUUUCGUACUAUGGAUAUGUAUGUUGUUUGUAUUC